AUGCCUUCCCGAAACCCCACCGGCUUCGACGUCAGGGAGUUCAAGGCUGCAGCUCAUCCGCGGUCCGUUUGGGCUAAGAAGGAUCCUUGGGCCCGUUACGAGGCUUGGCGAUACACAGGACCCUUUUCUCGAUGGAAUCGGUUUAAGGGACUGUUCCCCGGUCUCGGAACCGCAACUGUUCUCUUUGCCGGAUACUGCGUCUACGAGCAACUUUUCCUUAAGGAGGACCACGGUCACGGUCAUGAAGAGUCUCAUCAUUAA
Talaromyces proteolyticus is the source of this 261-nucleotide messenger RNA. RefSeq names its product putative NADH-ubiquinone oxidoreductase B12 subunit. Lineage: Eukaryota; Fungi; Ascomycota; Eurotiomycetes; Eurotiales; Trichocomaceae. Bases 1 to 261 code for a protein of 86 amino acids. Gene Ontology annotation, cellular component: mitochondrion. Gene Ontology annotation, biological process: electron transport chain; mitochondrial respiratory chain complex I assembly. The record is from RefSeq and is a predicted model, not a curated record. The transcript has 2 exons.